Molecule: messenger RNA, 426 nt
Organism: Clunio marinus
Lineage: Eukaryota; Metazoa; Arthropoda; Insecta; Diptera; Chironomidae
Source: the annotation of a GenBank genome assembly
AUGAAGACAACCGUUCAUUGCGAUUACAUGAUGAAUCUUCGCAAGAAUCAUCGUUCAACAAAUGAAAUUCCUUCGUCAUUUAUUUUCUCAUCCAUCUCUGAGUUAUUUUUCGGUGGAAGGCAUGCUGCAAACGACAUAUUUUACUUGUUAUUAUUAUGUUUUUACGCGUUUCACAGCAAUAGCAGCCCCAUCAUGCAUAAACAUAAAUAUUCACUCCACCAAACUGAACUGGAAAGCGUAGAUCUAGAGUUAAACAGCACAAGAUAUCGGAGUCGAAUUAUAAAUAUAAAAAUAACACAAGAACUUUGUGAUGGACUUAAAAGUAGUGAUUUUCUGGUCGAAGAAAAAUAUAAAAUAAAAGAAAAAGAAGAUAAAAAAAGGCCCCAAGAGAAGAAGUUUGUUGAAGAAGCAUAUGAAGAGAGAUAG